This is a messenger RNA of Rosa chinensis, 1597 nucleotides long. RefSeq names its product probable serine incorporator. The record is from RefSeq and is a predicted model, not a curated record. Gene Ontology annotation, cellular component: membrane. The transcript has 13 exons. Lineage: Eukaryota; Viridiplantae; Streptophyta; Magnoliopsida; Rosales; Rosaceae. Bases 157 to 1410 code for a protein of 417 amino acids.
CAUGAAGGGUUUGAUUCAAGUCGGUACUUGAUUUUCUUCCCGUUGUUACUGGCUUCUUUUGAGUCCAUUCUUGGAUAUAUGUUAUCUCCUGAUAAGGGCAUUGUGUGAAAAGAACGUUCCUUCUGUGCCUUAACAUACUGAAAUCAUAAACUCAGAAUGAGUAUAUCAGCUGAAGUAGUUGAACCUACGGGUGAGGUUAUUCUUUGGGAAGUAGUGCCUGUAUCAUUGGAGCAAAGGAGAUCUGAUCACUUGACAGAAAGGAAAAAGGCUUUACGAGCCCGUUAUGUAUAUGGCAUAAUCUUCUUAAUAACAAAUCUUUGUGCUUGGUUUGUUCGUGAUUAUGGGCAAAGGGUGUUACCUGAGCUCCACUAUUUGAAAUCUUGUGGACAUGGUGGAAGUGAUUGUUUUCAUACACAAGGAGUUCUCCGUGUGAGUUUAGGAUGCUUUAUAUUUUUCCUUCUAAUGUUCCUGACAACAUGUAAAACAAGAAAACUAUAUAAAGCUCGCAAUGCAUGGCAUUCUGGGUGGUGGGGAUCAAAGCUGUUUGCAUGGCUUGUAUCAAUGAUGAUUCCGCUCUUCUGCCCUUCCAAUUACAUUCAUUUAUAUGGUGAACUUGCUCGUGUUGGUGCAGGGAUUUUUCUCGUUCUCCAGCUUAUAAGUGUGAUCCAGUUUAUUAGAUGGUGGAAUAAGUACUGGAUGCCCGAUGAGCAAAAGAAGCAGAGCUGCUCCCUUGGCUUGUUCAUGUCUACAUUGUUUUACAUCGCGUCGAUGUGUGGAAUUGCAGUUAUGUAUUCAUCAUAUGCGAUGAAAUCAUCAUGUGCUCUCAACAUCUUUUUCAUCAUAUGGACUGCAGUUCUACUUAUCGUAAUGAUGUCUGUGUCCCUACAUUCCAAGGUAAACAGAGGUCUUUUAUCUUCUGGAAUCAUGGCUUCAUACAUUGUUUUCCUAUGUUGGUCUGCUAUCAGAAGUGAACCUGCCAAUGAGGAAUGCAACCCACAAAGACAAGGGAAUGCAAAUGGUGAUUGGACUACCAUACUAGGCUUCCUGAUCGCAAUAUGUGCUAUUGUCAUGGCAACUUUUUCCACUGGUAUUGAUUCACAAUCAUUUCAGUUUCGGCAUAAUGAAGUUCAACAUGAAGAUGACAUCCCUUACAAAUAUGGAUUCUUCCACCUAGUAUUUUCCUUGGGGGCCAUGUAUUUUGCAAUGCUAUUCAUCAGUUGGAACCUCAAUAACUCAGCUAAGAAGUGGAGCAUUGAUGUUGGCUGGGCUAGUACAUGGGUGAAGAUUGUCAAUGAGUGGUUUGCAGCCUCAAUAUAUAUAUGGACAUUGUUUUCCCCAGUUCUGAGGCAGUCCAAAGUUAUGGAUCAUGAAGAACCUGUUCAGGAGAUUGACAGCUCAGAUGUGCCAUGAGUGAUAAUAGACAAUACUGCAUAUCUCCAUUGUCCAUUGCUAUCAUUAUUCUUUUUGUAUCUAUAUUCUUUGAGCCCUGCAUUAAAGAAAGAUAUACAAUUGUUUGGACAUCAAGAACAAGAUGCAUACAAUUGUUGUGUAUUCUCUAAUGUAUACGGUCUAGUUGAUUCACAUGUUAGUCAUGGAA